Molecule: messenger RNA, 996 nt
Organism: Coprinopsis cinerea okayama7#130
Lineage: Eukaryota; Fungi; Basidiomycota; Agaricomycetes; Agaricales; Psathyrellaceae
Product: metalloprotease 1
Exons: 6
Coding region: 1-996 (331 amino acids)
Molecular function (GO): metallopeptidase activity
Source: RefSeq, a predicted model, not a curated record
AUGUUCUUAAAAUCCUAUCUGGUCUUUGCGGUCACGCUCUCCACAUCCGCCAACAUCUUCACCAACGCACUCUCAGUGCGCCAACUUGGCCCCAUCGGACGACUCUGCGGCAACGAACUGGACGAAGCCACCAAAGCCAUCCUCGAGGCAGACUUCCAACUCAACCAGGUCCCUCCACCAGCCGGGAUAUCCACAACGUCCACCGCCGCCAACCUCGCAAGCCCAGUCAACGUCUUCUUCCACGUCGUCUCCAAGGACGAGACGCCCGAAGGGGGCAACGUACCCGACUCGGCGAUUGACGAGCAGAUGGACGUCCUGAAUACGGCGUUUGGGGAGACUGGACUGCAGUUCCGCCUGGCGGAGGUGACGAGGAGUGUGAAUGAAUCGUGGUUUGGGAAUGCUGAUAAGAGGGGUCCGAGGAAUUUUGAGAUGAAGGCUGCGUUGAGGAGGGGAGGAAGGGCGGAUUUAAAUGUUUGGACUACUGGGUUGGCGUGGCAGGGACCAGGGAGCUCGUCGUUGCUGGGAUAUGCUACCUUCCCGGUGAAUGUUACGGUUGAACCCGAGAAUGACGGUGUGGUCGUUCUCUACAGCACCCUUCCGAAGGGAGACAACCCGCCAUUCAACCUUGGUCAUACGCUGACGCACGAAGUCGGCCAUUGGGUCGGACUGUACCAUACCUUCGAAGGGUUCAGCUGCCGAGGCACGGGAGACGAAGUCGACGAUACACCUCCCCAGCGCAACCCGACUACGGGAUGCCCCGCCGACGAUCCUACUCGUCCUCCCAAGAACAGCUGCCCGGCUCCGUCGCCCGAUGAGGAAGACCUUCCUGAUCCUAUUCAUAAUUACAUGGAUUACUCGGACGAUCGAUGCAUGAACGAGUUCACGCCCGGUCAGAUUGAGCGUAUGCAUGCUCAUCUAGCUACGUAUCGAGGGAUUGAGCUGAGGACUGGUGGUGCACCUGUCGCUACCAUUGUGAAGCGAGUCCCGGCACUUUAG